CGUCGCAUUACGACUCAUACCACAGAAGAAGUCCAGUGUCCUUCACAACAGCUAACAUGGCGACUGCUACCAAAAUCAUCCAGAGGCUCCGUAAUUUUCUGUCAGGGCAUGACUUGCAAAGCAAACUGCAGCUGAGAUAUGAGGAAAUUGCAAAGAGGACGCAGCCACCGCCCAAGCUGCCAGUGGGCCCGAGCCACAAGUUUGCCGGGAAUUACUACUGCAACCGAGAUGGACGCAGGGAGUCCGUACCCGCCACAGUCAUCAUGUCUUCUCAGAAGGCUCUGACCGCUGGCAGUCAAGUUGCUGAAGUCCCAAAGCUUCCAGUGACGCCGGGUCCCGUAUAUAAGGAGCCCCAACUCUCCACAGACCAGCCAUACCUCUGAGCAGCAGGAUUAAAGCCCCCAGCAUCCACAACCUAAUUUCUUCAUCUGAACCUGAUGCAAGUGUCUGUUGUACAAUGUGAAUAAAAUGUGUUCUAUUUAAGA
Gasterosteus aculeatus aculeatus (three-spined stickleback) is the source of this 485-nucleotide messenger RNA. RefSeq names its product NADH:ubiquinone oxidoreductase subunit A7 (gene ndufa7). Gene Ontology annotation, biological process: mitochondrial electron transport, NADH to ubiquinone; ATP synthesis coupled electron transport. Gene Ontology annotation, cellular component: mitochondrial inner membrane; respiratory chain complex I. NCBI's taxonomy places the organism in Eukaryota, Metazoa, Chordata, Actinopteri, Perciformes, Gasterosteidae. The record is from RefSeq and is a predicted model, not a curated record.